Messenger RNA from Glossina fuscipes, 525 nucleotides. RefSeq names its product probable 28S ribosomal protein S6, mitochondrial (gene mRpS6). The record is from RefSeq and is a predicted model, not a curated record. Gene Ontology annotation, molecular function: structural constituent of ribosome; small ribosomal subunit rRNA binding. The transcript is spliced from 2 exons. Bases 69 to 512 code for a protein of 147 amino acids. Gene Ontology annotation, cellular component: mitochondrial small ribosomal subunit; ribosome. NCBI's taxonomy places the organism in Eukaryota, Metazoa, Arthropoda, Insecta, Diptera, Glossinidae. Gene Ontology annotation, biological process: translation.
ACUACAAAAAUAAAGAAUUUAGUGUUAUUUGUAAAAAAAGCUUCAUACUUUACUUAAAGAAAAAGAAAAUGACGCAUUAUGAAUUAUUGCUUGUUUGUAGGCAAAUGGCCCGAUCGGAACUGAUUUCAGUCCUAAAACGCACAGCUAAAUCGAUAUUAAAUAACGGAGGUAUUAUUAGAAACUUGGAAAAUCUUGGUUCACGUGGUCUGCCCUACAAAAUCAGCGAACACGGGCUGGUACAUCGGGAGGGCAAUUAUUUUAGCAUAAACUUUAACGUUGCUCCCCAAAAGGUGGCCGAUUUGCGUGAGGAAUUUGGUCGUGAUAUUGACAUUAUCAGACGAAGCAUUUACAGAGUAGUAGAGCCGGAAAAGUAUGAAUGUACUUUGCCUGAGGAAAUGUUGCCGCCAGCUUAUCGUAAAGACGUUUUAGAUAUGAUUGAAAUAGCGAAACGUAACCACAAACCUAAAUAUAAUUAUAAUAGUGGUUUGGACUAUUAUCCAUUCCAAAAGUAAAAAAUUUAUAUGA